Tripterygium wilfordii is the source of this 2316-nucleotide messenger RNA. RefSeq names its product probable inactive receptor kinase RLK902. The record is from RefSeq and is a predicted model, not a curated record. Bases 123 to 2030 code for a protein of 635 amino acids. Gene Ontology annotation, biological process: protein phosphorylation. Gene Ontology annotation, molecular function: protein binding; protein kinase activity; ATP binding. Lineage: Eukaryota; Viridiplantae; Streptophyta; Magnoliopsida; Celastrales; Celastraceae. The transcript has 2 exons.
UCUUUCUCUUUCCCUUUCUCUCUCUACUGAUCUCCCUCUUCGUCUCAUUACAAUUUUCACCAAUUUCAAUUCCCCCGCCGAAGCAGAACUCGUCGGGUCUUUUGAUUUUGAAUAAACCCAAAAUGAAGCGAAAACCACCAAUGCUUCUCUUCACUGUUUUCAUCGCAUUUUCUUGUCUCAAGUCCCUACCAAUACUUGACGCAGAUUUAGCCUCAGACAGGGCUGCCCUGCUUGCUCUCCGUCAAUCCGUUGGCGGUCGUUCCCUCCUCUGGAAUAUCUCCGACAGCCCUUGCACAUGGCCUGGUGUGACCUGCCAACAAGAACGAGUCGUCGAGCUGAGGUUACCUGGAAUGGGUCUUUCCGGUCAACUUCCCAUUGGAAUUGGCAACCUCACGCGGCUCAACACGCUCUCUCUCCGCUUUAAUGCUCUCAGGGGUUCAAUUCCUUCAGACAUAGCUUUACUUGCUUCUCUGAGGAACCUCUACUUGCAGGGGAAUCUCUUUUCAGGUGAGAUUCCUGAUUCUCUGUUCUCUUUGCAAAACCUUGUUCGCCUCAAUUUGGCCAAGAAUAACUUCUCCGGCGUGAUCUCGCCGAGCUUUAACAAUUUGACCAGGUUGGCUACUCUGUAUCUGGAGGAGAACCAUUUGACCGGGCCGAUCCCGGAUUUGAAUUUGAAACUUGACCAAUUUAAUGUUUCGUUCAACAAUUUAACUGGGUCGAUUCCCGAUAGUCUAUCGAGCCAGCCUGAUACGGCUUUUGUGGGGAAUUCCCUUUGUGGGAAGCCUCUGGUUUCCUGCAAUGGGACUGUUGAGAGUGGAAACAGUGGAAACAAAUUGUCUGGUGGGGCAAUUGCAGGAAUUGCGAUUGGAUCAGUAAUUGGGUUUUUGUUAAUUUUAAUGAUAUUGAUAUUCUUGUGUCGAAGAAAGAGAUCCGACAAAACGAGUUCUAUGAAUGUUGAGCCGGCACAGCAAACCCAGAUUGAGAUGCCACGCGAAAAGGAUGUAACUGAGAGUGGUAAUGUGAAUGUGAGUAGAGGUUUUACUGGCGCUGUAAGAGCUGAAGCUAAGAGUAGUGGAAGUAAGAAUUUGGUGUUUUUCGGGAACUCUACACCAAGGGUGUAUGAUUUGGAGGACUUGCUGAGGGCCUCCGCGGAGGUUUUAGGGAAGGGGACUUUCGGGACUACUUAUAAGGCGACACUAGAAAUGGGAGUCGUGGUGGCAGUGAAGAGGUUGAAGGACGCGACGGUUUCAGAGAAGGAAUAUAGGGAGAAGAUAGAGAUGGUUGGGAAAAUGGAUCAUGAGAAUUUGGUUCUGCUGAGGGCUUAUUAUUAUAGCUGGGACGAGAAGCUUCUUGUUUAUGAUUUCAUGGCCAUGGGAAGCUUAUCUGCACUUCUACAUGGAAACAGAGGUGCUGGUAGGACUCCGUUGAGCUGGGAGACCAGGUCCGGCAUUGCUCUUGGAGCUGCCAAGGGUAUUGAAUACAUCCACUCGCAAGGCCCUGCAAGCUCCCAUGGUAACAUCAAGUCCUCAAAUAUCCUCCUCAGUAAAUCCUUCGAAGCCCGUGUGUCUGACUUUGGCCUUGCACAUCUUGCGAGCCCUGCCUCCGCCCCUAACCGUAUUGACGGCUACCGUGCCCCGGAGGUGACCGAUGCUCGUAAAAUUUCUCAAAAAGCAGAUGUCUACAGUUUUGGGAUAUUUUUAUUGGAAUUGUUAACUGGGAAGGCUCCUACCCAUGCCCUGUUGAACGAAGAGGGGGUAGACCUUCCGAGAUGGGUCCAGUCUGUGGUCAAAGACGAGUGGGGUUCCGAGGUGUUUGAUCUUGAACUCCUCAGGUACCAUAAUGUUGAAGAGGCCAUGGUUGAACUUUUACAACUUGCAAUCGACUGUACUGCUCAAUACCCUGAUAAUCGCCCUUCGAUGACCGUGGUGAGAAGCCGAAUUGAGGAGCUCAGCCACAUAAACUCGCAAGAAGAGCACAUUGCUGCCAACGAUACAUACUCGGUCGAUUCAGGUGCACCCCCACCUUCAUAAGGGACCGAAAACCAUAUAAUUACUGCACAAAGUCACUAUGAUUAUUGCUUAAUUAAUUGGAGACUCAAUUGUUUGUUCAUUCUUGGGUUCAAUUCUUGAGAACCUGUGUUUUCUUCUAUUCUUUCUUUAUGCUUUGUUGCUUUUUCUUUUUUUCUUUUUAAUUUUCCAUAACAUCAGUUUUCUUUUUCUGUAAUUUGAGCUUUUUGUAUUGUAUUGUUUGGGGGAUUUCAAUUUUCUUUUGCCCGUUUGAAUAACUGUCAAUAUACAGUAGUUCUUUUUUUUGGUU